This is a messenger RNA of Sclerotinia borealis F-4128, 936 nucleotides long. NCBI's taxonomy places the organism in Eukaryota, Fungi, Ascomycota, Leotiomycetes, Helotiales, Sclerotiniaceae. The record is from the annotation of a GenBank genome assembly.
AUGUCUAUUCUUACCACCGAGCUUGCUUGCACGUCCGCCCCCGAUCAAGUUUUACAUCUCUUCUUCCAAGACGGUCAAAACAUCCUCGAAGCCCGAUCUCCAGAUGGAGGUAGUGUCUGGACUACCCAAGAUACCGUCAUUGCCAAAGAUGGAGACUACAAUGGUUCUUCGAUGACAUGCUACUAUGUAGACAAAGACGCAAACUUCGACAACCAGCCCGCAAUUCAUCUUCUUUACAUGAACAAGGACAAGCAUAUGGUGGAGAAAAUCAAGCGUAUGAAGGGUGACAACCCCAUUUGGGAGGAUGUCAAGAUCCCAGACGAGGUUAAGAAAGGGCCAGAGCAAAAUUCAAAAUUGACCAGUGGAGCUUUCAAUGAAAGCAGCGGUUGGAACCCGAAUGGAUCGCAGUGGGCUUACUAUUCAGCUGCCAAGGAUGGUAAAAUGGGCAUCGUUGAAAUUCGACGCACACCAAAGGAUCCAUGGCAUACUGAGACUGUUCUCCCAGAGAACUUUGGCGAUGCACUUCCAGGGUCCGCUCUAGCUUGUACAAUCUCGAACAAGCACAUCAGACUCUUCUUCCAGCACCAUGACUACAGCAUCAGGCUGUUUGAAAGUGAUAAUAGUCAAUGGUAUGCUCGAGGCCCCUUCGUCGAGAAAGACAAGGUUCAGGCCACAACACCGCUCGCUUGCACUAUGACAAAGGACGGAAGCAUCCACCUCUUCUACGUUGGAAAGAACAACAUGAUCGUUCACUGCACAGAUGGCAAGAAACACGAAGAACUUGUCCAAUUCUACCCUGGCUCGAAGUUGGGCGCUACAUCAGUCGACAACAAGAUUACCUUGUUCUUCAGGAACUUGAACCCCGUCGGAGAGGUUGGCACGCUGGAGAACGACAACGGCUCAUGGAAGCAUGGUACUCCGGUCAUUCGCGCAUGA